AUGACGGCAGCGAAUCGGCAACAGCUGCUCCGAUGGCGGACAGUGUCGUACAUCCUGAGCUUGCUGAUACUGUGCUUCCAGCAGGUGGGCCUGAUGAACUACAUGUACCGGAGCCAGUCGUGGGCCCUGUACUUGGCGGUGUUCGACGUCAUAUGCGUCUGCAACUGGAUUUUCUACACGUCGCCAAAGAUGGUCGGAAUCAGGGGCGCGAACUGUUGGAUUAUUUACAGUCGUGUCAUGACCGUUAAAGUCAUCGUGUUUUACUACAUCGUCUUGCCCGAGUUCUUACCGAGGGAGGGGCUCUUGUUUGGCUCUGCGUGUGGCGCAGCCACUGAGAUUUUGAUCUUGUUGCUACUGACUCCGACGCUGUACGUGCUGACGUCUUUCCGGGCGGGGGUGCACCUGUACGGCGACAUGAGCUGCAUCUCCUCUGAGCGCCUCAUUCACACCGACCUGAUCAUCCACGUCACAUUCGAUUUGCUGGAUGUGAUUGACAUGUGCCAUGUCUACCUUACCAUCCCCUCGGUGUUUGAGUACAGGAACUACAUCACGGACGCCUUAUGCGGCGUGCUCAUUGCGACGGGCAUAUUCCUGCACUCGUACAGUUUCCCCAGGAUGAGCGAGACUUCUAGGGCCAAGGGCACCAUAGGCUUCAAGGGGGGCGCCUUGUACAGCGCGAGUGACGUCUACUACUGCCGCAAGUAUGCGGCCAUUGUGGGCAUCUUCUUCGUGGACGUCCCCUUCGCCAUCUUCCGCUCGGUCUUGUGGAUGCUGCUCGUGAAUCACACGAUGUUCGGGCCCUUCCUGCUCAAGAACAUCUGUUUCAUCAUAAUACAGGCUGCGCGCAUCCGCCACUGCACGAUUGGUAUCCGCACCCUGGAUUACUCCAAGACACUCACCGAAUAUAAAGAGGAGGAAAGGCGGCCGAUUCUGGUAACUGAUAUUGUUCUGGACGACGAUCGUCCUUCGGGUGUGGGGGAGUUGCACGAAGGCCGCGAAGGCAGUCGAUCCGAACAGAGGAAGUCGUUCGUGCGCUUCAAUACUAAGCCUGAAAAGGUGGAUGAGAAAGACCCCAAAGACCAGCCAGCCACGGGGCAGAACACGACCGAUUCAGCGACUGACGAUGAAGGGACGUUCACGGGGAUCACGAUCCCCGAGGGGUUUUCUGUAAAGGCGGUGAACUUCAGGGCUCUGUUCAAGAAGAUAGUGAUGGCCAUCAGCGUGGGUAGCAAGUGCGAGAUGGCGCACCUGCUCGACUCGACGCUGCAGCUCUCGUUGUGGCAGAACGCCAUUAUCGCAAUUCCUCACAUCGUGCUAUGGGCCGUCGAGGUGACCAUUGUGAUCGCAUUCUACCGGCUGGACUUGCAGAGUACGGCACAAUACGUCGACCUGUUCCACUUCCGCGGACUCCUGAGUGUGUCAUUCUACAGACUACCGCUCUGCUUACAGUUUACUCCCUGUCUCAUCGUCGCAGCCAGUCUGGUGAGCCUGGUAUGUUGGAUCAUGGUUGGCCCCUUGAUCGGAGCGCUGUUUGUCGCUUUCCAGGUCUUCGUGUCGCUGGUAUCGUUUUCGUUUGUGCUUUUGUCGCUGUCUGAGUUCAUCCCGGCGCUGCGUAUCCUGGCGUUCAUCUCGGAGCAUACCAUGGGAACCCCCAGGGACUACCUUUUUUUCAUGUUCGGCGUGCGCCCGUUUCUGAACUUGUUGAGUGGUCUGUAUCCGUUCCUGUGUCUCACCCUGGGCAAGCACUACAUAUACUACAUAAACCCCUCCCUGGUGAGUACGGAGGGCGCCGACCUGCUGGGCGAGUCUGUGAAGCUGAUCAGCGGCACCUUCGCCGUCAACAAAGAAGGGUUGGUACAAGACGAGUCUUUUCCAAUAUCGCUGGCGUCUCUGCUCGUUUUGACCAAUGCGGUUAUCAUGUGCGCGCCGCCAUCCUCGCACUCGCUGCUAAUCGGCCCAAACCUCAUCAAGGCGAUCAGGCUGGACAGGGCGCUGGCGAACAGCCACAAGAACGCGUUCAUGCGGACGUGCAUGAUUCGGCUCUACUGCAUACUGAUGGUGGUGGGCAACAACGGUCGUGAGUACUCGUGCGCCAUUGUGUUCUACAUCGUGCACAUGCUGAUGAUACCGCUGUACGGCCUCUUGUCGAAAGGCGUGCGCCGCUCCAACAUCGAGGCGGUGCACCAGCAGGCCAUGUGCGCGGACAUCCUGAGGGAGACCCGAAUCCACCGCACCCGGUACAACAGGCUGCUGACCUACGAGAGGGCGCACGUGAACACCACUCCUUUGGGAGAGAACCACUGGAUCUUCAAGAAGUACCAACGCAACAUGAUGUUUCUCUAA
This is a messenger RNA of Babesia bigemina, 2343 nucleotides long. RefSeq names its product membrane protein, putative. Bases 1 to 2343 code for a protein of 780 amino acids. The record is from RefSeq and is a predicted model, not a curated record. Lineage: Eukaryota; Apicomplexa; Aconoidasida; Piroplasmida; Babesiidae. The transcript has 4 exons.